AUGAAAAAACAGCUUGAAUCAAAGAAAAAAGCAGGAGCAGCUGCCAAGGAGGGUAAUGUAGGUCUAUCGACGGUCUCAAGAAUGGUGCGUGAUGCCGAAUUGAUAAGGCUAAAGCAAAAAAAGCGUCUGAGGAGGCGGAGAAAGUAUCUGAUGCUGACAGCAUACGGGAAAUCUAUCACUUAUACUUGUCGCUUAAACGUAGAAAAUUUUUGGAAAAUAAUAUCCGCUCUGAUCUUUUUGGAAGCUCUAAUUCCAUGCAUACUUAAGUUCCAUAUAUCUGUGAACUGCGAUGGUGCUGCGCAACGGUUGUUAUCCAUCAGGAAACUAAAUCCUGGUUCGUUCUCCUCCUCAGCAUUCCCUUCCAAUCCAUGUGGAAACGCCCCAUUUCGGCUGUAA
Messenger RNA from Angiostrongylus costaricensis, 396 nucleotides. The record is from the annotation of a GenBank genome assembly. NCBI's taxonomy places the organism in Eukaryota, Metazoa, Nematoda, Chromadorea, Rhabditida, Metastrongylidae.